Messenger RNA from Esox lucius (northern pike), 3435 nucleotides. RefSeq names its product neurotrophin 3 (gene ntf3). Gene Ontology annotation, molecular function: growth factor activity; nerve growth factor receptor binding. Lineage: Eukaryota; Metazoa; Chordata; Actinopteri; Esociformes; Esocidae. Bases 111 to 1016 code for a protein of 301 amino acids. The transcript has 2 exons. The record is from RefSeq and is a predicted model, not a curated record. Gene Ontology annotation, biological process: memory; nerve development; nerve growth factor signaling pathway.
UGUAGUAGCACGCACAGGCCGCGCGCUUUAAAGUCAGACGUUUCGAAAAGGAUUCUGUAUAAAAUCAGCAGCUUCAUGUCGGGUCUGCUGGAUAUUAACACACCGAUGCUAUGGUUACCUUUAUUACGAUCUUACAGGUGAAUCUAGUGAUGUCAGUGGUGCUGUCUGUGAUGUUCCUCGCGUACCUCUUUGGUAUCCAGGCAACGGACAUAGGGCGUCAGCAGGCCCCACCCACCCAGGACCCCAUCAACUCCCUGAUCAUCCAACUACUGCAAGAGGACCUGACCCGUGCCCAGAGGAGGCAUGAGAAUUCAGAGGACCUGACCCAUGCCCAGAGGAGGCAUGGGGACACAUGGGAAAGGCAGGGUAAGAGCCAGGACAGGGGAGACCAGAACCAACUUACCAUAGUGGGCCGCCCCACACUCCACACACGCCUAGAUGACAACUUCCUAGAGAGGAGGAGCUCCUUAUUCCAACCAGUGGGAGGGCUUUCAUCAGACCUGCUGCAAAAGCAGAAACGAUUCAACUCUCCUCGGGUCCUGCUGAGUGAGCGGGCGCCACUCCAGCCCCCCCCCCUUUACCUCAUAGAUGACUAUGUGAAGAGCAGCGAUGGAGUCAACAAGACUCGAAGGAAGAGGUAUGCUGAGCACAAGAGCUACCGAGGGGAGUACUCUGUUUGUGACAGCGAAUCAACCUGGGUGACUGACAAGAUAAACGCAGUGGACAUUAAUGGUCGUCAGGUCACUGUUUUGGGUAAGAUAAAGACAGGGAUUACUGACAGUUCCUUCGUAAAACAGUACUUCUACGAGACCAAAUGUCGGACUGACAAGCCCCAUAAUAGUGGCUGCCGCGGCAUUGAUGACAAGCACUGGAACUCGCAGUGUAAGACAUCUCAGACGUAUGUCAGAGCUCUGACCAAGGACCGAACUGCGGUUGGCUGGCGAUGGAUACGAAUAGACACUUCCUGUGGCUGCGCAUUGUCACGGAAACACCCCGCGAGACGUAAAGUCACAUAACCCAAUCACUGAGAUAUGAUUGGAUGCAUUUCGUCAUGGAAGCUGUACAUAUAAAUUAUUAUUUAAGUUAUAUGAAAUGCAUGUAGGCUAUACAGGAUGUAGAGCGUUUGUGCUAUUUAUUGAACUCAUCAUCAAAAUUAAAAUAGAAAAUGAAUGAAACCUAUGAACUCCUAUGAGAGUCGACGAUGCGUUUCUUUAGCCACUACACAGACUCUACAACACUGGUUGGAUGGAACCGACCACGCGGUUCUAUAGCCACUACACAGACUCUACACCAUUGGUUGGACAGAACCGACCAGCAUGGGAUGAUGUUGUGCCUUGAUAUACAGGGGGGCAGAUAGAAACAGAGAGGGUAUGACAUCAUCAAAGGGUUUAAGACAUCAUAAGAGGAGUGUUAAUUUCUCUUUAUGUGAUGUAACAGAAAGCUGAUCCAAACCUUGUUGUGGGCUAAAUAUGUUCUGUAUAUAUUGAUGGACUGUGGAUACACUACGGAUGCAAAUGGACAAACAGCUGGAUAUUGGACAGACAUGGACCUACUGUAAUAGACAUGUGGCUUUCUAGAGUAUGUAACAAAUAGUUAAUUAUGCUCUAUCAUCCAGACGCAAUGCAAGAUCUGCAAAAUACAUGGGUGGCCUCUGGCCUGUAAGAGCUGAAUCAAAAUUGAAUAUGGGCUGAGGGCAGUAUAUCUGUAGAGAGGCUGGGCUGAGGGCAGUAUGUCUGUAGAGAGGGUGGGCCGAGGGCAGUAUGUCUGUAGAGAGGCUGGGCUUAGGGCAGUAUGUCUGUAGAGGGGCUGGGCUGAGGGCAAUAUGUCUGUAGAGGGGCUGGGCUGAGGGCACUAUGUCUGUAGAGAGGCUGGGCUGAGGGCAGUAUGUCUGUAGAGAGGAUGGGCUGAGGGCAGUAUGUCUGUAAAGGGGCUGGGCUGAGGGCAGUAUGUCUGUAGAGAGGCUGGGCUGAGGGCAUUAUGACUGUAGAGGGGCUGGACUGAGGGCAGUAUGUCUGUAAAGAGGCUGGGCUGAAGGCAGUAUGUCUGUAGAGAGGAUGGGCUGAGGGCAGUAUGUCUGUAGAGAGGCUGGGCUGAGGGCAGUAUGUCUGUAGAGAGGCUGGGCUGAGGGCAGUAUGUCUGUAGAGAGGAUGGGCUGAGGGCAGUAUGUCUGUAGAGAGGCUGGGCUGAGGGUAGUAGAAUAUCUGUAGAGAGGCUGGGCUGAGGGCACUAUGUCUGUAGAGAGGCUGGGCUGAGGGCAGUAUGUCUGUAGAGAGGAUGGGCUGAGGGCAGUAUGUCUGUAGAGAGGCUGGGCUGAGGGUAGUAGAAUAUCUGUAGAGAGGCUGGGCUGAGGGCACUAUGUCUGUAGAGAGGCUGAACCUACCUUUGUUAAUGACAUGGAGAGAAUGCUAACUACGGUGAUAUGUGCAGAAAUGGGAUUGUCAUUUCUUGUCUGCUCUGUAAGAUUCUUUACCACAGGGAGGCCCAGCCUCUUCAAGCGGUCAGGUGUAUUAAAAGGUCUGGCUUAUUGGAGCUGUCAUACCCUCAAACAUGCCUUUUGUUUGCACAAAUAGUGACACUUAAGAGAAGCUAUUUGAAGGACAGAGUUUAAUGUUGGGUUAAGCCCUCAGUUUUUCAUACAUAGGUCAAAGGUUUAAGAUCAGCUGAUUCAGGUCAGAGAUCACCUGGCUCUGCAUCAGGUCAGAGGUUAGAGACUGGUUCAGGGUCACACACAAGUAUGAUGUCUGUCAAACUAACCAGCCUCUAAAACCCUGAGUUGACCCACGUUUACCUGAUGGCCAGAGAACACCAAAAAAAAACUGCUAACUUCAAAUAUGUGGGAGAUUAAUAUAACCAUCACAGAACAUUCAUACAACCAUUAUGUAAUAUCAUAGAACGUUCAUUACACCAUUACAGAACAAUUUCAGGCACAUAGACAUGCCUAACCAAGUCAACUCUGACGUCUAACAUGGACUGAGACCACACUACGGAUGUGAGUCAGGCCGGGAGAUUCUUUUUUAUUCAAGUAGCAUUCUGAAUCCAUAUAAUCGUGAUAGAGGAACCAUUUGAAAUCAAAAUACCCAAAUAUGUACUCAAUUACAACCCUGAUAAUGUAAAUCUUUACUAUUAGGAGAGGAGAAAGAGGAGGAAAAUUAGAUAUGUGGAACAGUGAUCUACAGGAUGGAAUACAGACAGAGUUCUAAGAACAUGAUAGGCAUGAGAGAGACCAGUGGGUGGACAGAGGAAAUAAGAACAAAAUGACCUAUAGGGUGGAACAGAGGGAGUAAGAACCAAUGACCUAUAGGGUGGAACAGUCUAUCUUCAUUGUUCUCUGGAAAUACUUCAACAGCUGGAGAUGAACUGACCACCCACACACCACUACAAAACACUACACACUAAUACACACCACUACAGAACACUACACACUAAUACACACCA